AUGAAGGUGAUGAAGAGAGAACCAGGGCUACUGAGGAUGGAAGGAGUUAAGGGAGGUAGAAAGGGUUUGUUGACCAUUGAUGCUGAAAUCUUUGAAGUUGCACCUAACUUUCAUUUGGUGGAAGUGAAGAAAUCAAAUGGGGAUACAAUGGAGUUCAGAAGGGUGAAAAGGAACCACCCCAGCAGCAGGAAGAAGCACAGUAUCUUCCACCGCCACAGCAACAGCAACAGCCGCUGCAGCAAUGAUACAGUGACCAGAAUAGCUCAGCAACUCACUCUAGUCCUUUGGUGA
This is a messenger RNA of Linum tenue, 291 nucleotides long. The record is from the annotation of a GenBank genome assembly. NCBI's taxonomy places the organism in Eukaryota, Viridiplantae, Streptophyta, Magnoliopsida, Malpighiales, Linaceae.